UGAAUACUCUUCUGGUCUCUGUCAAACAACAGAUAUGUACACACACACACAUAUAUAUAUAUAUAUGUAUAAAGCCAAACAAGACCAAGCUUUUGCAAUGUCUGUCUUAGUCCUAUGAAUCAAAAGACAAUUCCCUCAUCCUCUUCACCAGAAUUCAUAUGCUUCUUGUCUUGAUUUUGUGUCUGUUCUUUCGAUUUCUUUACUUUCAAAGAAAAGGAUACAAAGUGAAAUUUGCAUACCGUAUAAAUUGUACUUAUUUUUUUUUUUCUGAUUGGUAUAUUAUUAGUUUGUAUUGCCACUAAUGUCGAAUAUCACGGGGGACGAUGGGAGUUUCUCUUCGGAUGAUGCCGGGUAUCAAGAAGUGCAACACCUGCAAGUUAAUCAGCAACUGCAACUGCAACUGCAGAAUCAGAUACAUGCUGCUCCGGCCACUUCUAGCGCGACUAACAGUAGUGGUUCUACUGUGCAACAACAGUCGCAGAAGCAGCAGCAACAACAACAACAACCAGUCAAGAAGAAAAGAAAUCUUCCGGGAAAUCCAGACCCAAAUGCAGAAGUCAUAGCUUUAUCACCAACAACACUAAUGGCAACAAACAGGUUUGUGUGUGAAAUAUGCAACAAAGGGUUUCAGAGAGACCAGAACCUGCAACUGCACAGGCGAGGCCACAAUCUUCCAUGGAAGCUCAGGCAGAGAACCAGCACAGAAGUGAAGAAAAGGGUGUAUAUUUGCCCAGAACCAACAUGUGUACACCACAACCCGGCUCGCGCUCUAGGCGACCUAACAGGAAUCAAGAAGCAUUUCAGCCGCAAACAUGGUGAGAAGAAAUGGAAAUGCGAUAAGUGCUCCAAGAAAUACGCAGUGCAGUCUGACUGGAAAGCUCACCAGAAGACUUGCGGCACUAGGGAAUAUAAAUGUGACUGUGGAACAAUCUUUUCCAGGAGGGACAGCUUUAUUACUCACAGAGCUUUUUGUGAUGCAUUGGCUGAAGAGAACAAUAAAGUAAACCAAGGACUAAUGAACCAAAUGGGAUCAAACUUGCAGACCCAAGUGCCUGCAGAGCUCAUGUCUUCAUCAAUGGCGGGCUUAAACCCAAACACCAUUAAUAACCCAUCCAUUGGAUCAGACACUUUCAACACUUUUGACCCUAAAAACCCUCUGAAGUCCCUGGCUCAAGACCUCAUGCCCAUGCCUUUCAAGUCCAUGAACAUGGCAGGGGCAGGAGCUGGCAUGUUUUCAAGCAGCUCAGGCACUCUCUUUGGCGGACCAAGAAGCAACAUUGCAUCUUCAUCCUCCAGUCUCCAGCUCAGUUCCAAUAGUACGUCAUCUGGGUUCAACUACUUCCAUCCAGAUACCAAAAAUGGCGGCUCAAUGAGCCAGCUUUCAGCUGGGUCAGCUCACAUGUCUGCUACAGCCUUGUUGCAGAAAGCAGCACAGAUGGGAGCCACAGCAAGCAACAGUAUAAAUUCUCCCAUGAUGCAGAAGAGCUUCACCGGUAGCAUGGUGGGUUCUGAUCAUAAUAACCAUCACCACCAUCAUCAUCAGAUUCAGGGCCAGCUCUCAUCGGUGAGACCAUCAUCGUCUCCAGCUUACUCCAGUGCAGUUCAGCAGCAUGCUACUAAUAACAGCUCCUCAUACGAUCACAUCCCACCAGUAAUGCAGAAUCAUGAUGAUGAUCGUCAUCAUCAAUCAAGCCACAUGGUGGGAAUCAACGGUGGAUCAUCAUCUUCAUCAACAGGGUUGCUCCCAAACCAGCUCCUGAGAAAAAACACGCAAGAAAUCCAACAGAUUUUCGACCCAUCAGGCAACUGCAGCUCCGCCAUGAACGACAUUGGCAUUUUGACGAACAUGUUCAUGGCGGGUGGCGAACAGAACCAAGGUUUCCCGAAAAACAUGGAGCAGGAAGAGAGUAGAAGUGGGUCAAGCUUGGUACAAGGUGGAAGAGCUGCAUUAAUGGCGGAUAACAGGAAUAACCAGAUUAUUACAGGUGGGUCAACAAGAUUUGGAUCAGGAAGCAGCAAUGGAGGAUCAUCGAGUGACAUGAUGACACUUGAUUUUUUGGGGAUUGGAUCAGUGUCAAGACCGGUAAAUUUGCAUGAACAGCAGCAGAAAAGUUUGGAGAUGGAAGCAAUGAGUCAGCAGAGAUUGCCAUUGAUGAAUCCUUACAAUCAACAACAGCUCUCGCAUGGAGAUCAUUCAGCCAUUGAAAAACCCAUUUGGGAUGUUUGAUUCACAGAGAGAGAGAGAAUUAAAGUAGGCUUCUUUUUUCAAUCUAAGAAAGAAAAUUUUCCUUUUUUUUUUUUUUUGCUUCAAGUUAGAAACUGAGAUAUGGCAAUUAACAUUUGCUGUUGGUUAUGAUGAUGAUGAGCAUAAAUGACAUUUUGAAAAUUCUAUCAUUUUUA
Messenger RNA from Carica papaya (papaya), 2400 nucleotides. RefSeq lists its product as uncharacterized. The record is from RefSeq and is a predicted model, not a curated record. NCBI's taxonomy places the organism in Eukaryota, Viridiplantae, Streptophyta, Magnoliopsida, Brassicales, Caricaceae. Gene Ontology annotation, cellular component: nucleus. Gene Ontology annotation, molecular function: DNA-binding transcription factor activity.